CUGGAGCUUGUGAUCCUCCUGCCUCAGCCUUCUAGUGUGCAGGGAUUGCAGGCUUGCACCACCAGGCCCGGCACAAUUGUACAUUUAUACUUAACCCCCUUCCUCAUGAACAUCUGGUCGUCGGAUACUAAGCCACGGGCUGCCACAAGUCACCUAACAUCGGUCAUCUAAUCGCCUGGUCUUGGAGGUCAGCUACCUGCCUCUCCCCUCUGUGUCCAGAUGAUGAAACGGAGGCCCCAGAGGUGGAUCUGCCCUGAGAGCUCAGGUGGAUCUGGCUGCGCUCUGCCCGCCGUGCUGCAGUGGCAGGGGUUCGUGGUGUCUGGGGCGGGCACAUGAGAGUGCCAGCCUCCCUCUGGCCCAGCCCUGCGUGCCCCUGCCUUCGGGGGGCUUGGGUCUCACUCGUGACCCUGUCCCCCCAGGUGACGAACGUGGAUGACGAGGGGGUGGAGCUGGGUGUGGGGGUGAUGGAGCUGACCCAGAGCGAGCUGGUGCUGCACCUGCAGCGGCGCGAGGCCGUGCGCUGGCCCUACCUCUGCCUGCGGCGCUACGGCUAUGACUCCAACCUCUUCUCCUUCGAGAGUGGCCGCCGCUGCCAGACCGGCCAGGGGAUCUUUGCAUUCAAGUGCUCCAGGGCCGAGGAAAUCUUCAGCCUCCUUCAGGAUCUGAUGCAGUGCAAUAGCAUCAACGUGACGGAAGAGCCAGUCAUUGUCACCCGCAGCAGCCACCCUGCCGAGCUCGACCUCCCUCGGACCCCCCAGCAGCCCAACGCUCUAGGAUACACCAUCUCCAGCUUCUCCAAUGGCUUCCCCAGCUGCCCUGGAGAGGGCCCGCGAUGCUCCGCUCCCCGGCGGCCGUCCUCGAGCAGCAUGCGGCACCCCUCGCUCGGGGAGGAAUCCACGAAUGCCCUCAUUGCCCCCGAUGAGCAGUCACACACCUAUGUCAACACUCCUGCCGGUGAGGUCGACCACCGCAGGAGCCGGCAUUGCCUGCAGCCACUGCCUGAGGGGCGGACGCCCUUCCCCUCACAGGCCCGGGAGCCUGGCCCGAGGGACCCGCAGGUCUUCCUGCAGCCAGGCCAGGUGAAGUUCGUGCUGGGACCCACGCCUGCCCGGCGGCACGUGCUCAAGUGCCAGAGCCUCUGUCCCAGCCUGCAGGACGCGCCCCAGCACAACAACAACAACGAGGGUCCCUCCGAGUGUCCCGAGCAGCCCAAGUGCACCUACGAGAAUGUGGGCGGGGGGCUGCAGCGCGGCCCCGGCUGGAGACUGAGCCCCGAGGAGCCGGGCUGGGGCGGCCCGGCCCCCCGCCGUGCCACGCUGCUGCACUACGAGAACCUGCCCCCGCUGCCCCCGGUGUGGGAGAGCCACGGCCACCUGCAGGCCGGGGAGCCCGGGGAUGACGGAGACUCGCGGGACGGGCUCACGCCCUCCUCCAACGGCUUCCCCGAGGGGGAGGAGGACGAGACCCCGCUGCAGAAGCCCGCCGGCUCCCGGGCCACCGCCCGCGGCCAUAGUGGCUUUCCCGUACCCUUGACCCGCCGCCGCGGCUCCCCCAGGGUCUUCAGCUUUGACUUCCGCCGCUCAGGCCCAGAGCCUCCGCGGCAGCUCAAUUACAUCCAGGUGGAACUCAAGGGCUGGGGUGGCGAGCGGCCCAAGGGGGCCCAGACCCCCUCCACGCCCAGGGCCAAGGGGCCCAGCUCGGACUCUUAUGCCGUGAUCGACCUUAAGAAGACUGCGGCCAUGUCCAGCCUGCAGCGGGCACUGCCCCGAGACGACGGCACCGCCCGGAAGACACGGCACAACAGCACCGACCUGCCCGUCUAGGUGCCGCCUUGCCGGCCGACCUCGGUCGCGCCUCCGGGGCUGCCGUGCAGAAGGCACCAAGGCAGACCACGUGCUUCCCUGCGCUGCUGGGGGCCCUGCCACCGUCACCCCGAGGCUCCUGGUCCCCAAGCCGUGGAGGGGAGAGGGUGGCCAGGUGAGGGAGCCGUGACGCCAACUGUGAAGGGUCCUUGUGAUUGCAUUUCCCCCACCCUCUCUGUCCAUUUGUCGGCUGUCUGUCUGUCCAUUCAUGUGUGUGUUUUUUUUGGUUGGAAUUUUGGAACAUUUUGUACCUGUUGAUUUUAUU
This is a messenger RNA of Chinchilla lanigera (long-tailed chinchilla), 2127 nucleotides long. RefSeq names its product fibroblast growth factor receptor substrate 3 (gene Frs3). The transcript is spliced from 4 exons. Gene Ontology annotation, cellular component: cytoplasm. NCBI's taxonomy places the organism in Eukaryota, Metazoa, Chordata, Mammalia, Rodentia, Chinchillidae. Gene Ontology annotation, biological process: cell surface receptor protein tyrosine kinase signaling pathway. The coding region runs from base 333 to 1823 and encodes 496 amino acids. The record is from RefSeq and is a predicted model, not a curated record.